This is a messenger RNA of Pectinophora gossypiella (pink bollworm), 2546 nucleotides long. Its product is annotated as venom carboxylesterase-6-like. The record is from RefSeq and is a predicted model, not a curated record. Bases 58 to 1734 code for a protein of 558 amino acids. Lineage: Eukaryota; Metazoa; Arthropoda; Insecta; Lepidoptera; Gelechiidae. The transcript is spliced from 10 exons.
AGUGUUUCUCAGACUGCGCCGGAGUCGACGCGCGUCGAUUGUGAUCUAAAUAUAAAAAUGAAAAGUUUGAGGUUAUUUCUGGUCCUGAUUGCAGCCAUCUUGGCUUCAGCCCAGGGCUCCAAUCCCGUGGUGAGGGUGUCCCAUGGUCUACUACAGGGGUCGUGGAAGGUUUCCCACAACGGGAGGACUUACGCCAGUUUUGAAGGCAUCCCGUAUGCGCGUCCGCCGGUCGGCAAAUACAGAUUUAGAGAGCCCCAACAGUUGAAGCCAUGGUUGGGGACAUGGGACGCCACCAAACCCCUGUCCCACUGUCUGCAGUACGAGCCCUUCCAGAAAGCUGUUGUUGGUAGUGAGAACUGCCUAUUCGUCAACGUACACACCCCGAAUCCCAACGCAGGCGCGUCGUUGCCAGUAGUGGUGUUCAUACAUGGCGGAGCGUUCAUGUAUGGUGCGGGCUCCCUAUAUGAACCUGAUUACUUCAUGGAUAGAGAUAUGGUCAUCGUCACCUUUAAUUACAGGCUCGGACCUUUAGGUUUCCUGAGCACAGGCGACGAAGCUGCUCCUGGCAACGCGGGGCUGAAGGACCAGGCCUUUGCCCUGCAAUGGAUCCGCAACAACAUCAUGAUGUUCGGCGGGAACCCUGACAGUGUCACCCUCACAGGGUGCUCCGCUGGGGGCGCUAGUGUGCAUUACCAGUACCUCACUUCUUUGUCGAAAGGAACAUUCCACAGAGGGAUCGCCUUCAGCGGGUCAGCGUUCGCUUCUUGGACCCAUGCAGUCAAACCCGUUCAGAAGGCCAGGACACUAGCCGCCAUAGUGGGCUGCCCUACAGCCACCAACCGGGAAUUAGUGGACUGUCUCCGCUACAGACCCGCCGAGGUCGUCGUCAACGCACAGAUUGAAAUGAUGGACUGGAAAGUGCACAUGUUCACGCCGUUCACGCCCACGGCAGAGCCUCCGCAAGUGCGCGAGCCGUUCCUCACGCAGUACCCCUACCACGCGGCUCAAGCCGGCGCCAUGCAGAAGCUACCCCUCAUCACCUCCGUCACCUCUGAGGAAGGAUUAUACCCUGCUGCUGCAUACCAAACGGACCCGUCUCUGCUGAAGGAGCUAGAACUCAGAUGGAGCGAGCUCUCGAGCAACAUCUUCGAGUACAACGACACUCUGCCUGUGAGCCUGCGGUCAGAAGUGGCUGCGAAGAUCAAGCAGCGGUACCUGGGCGGUAAACCCGUUAGCCAGGAGACUUUCGGGCAACUCGUUCAGGCUCUAGGCGACCGCCUGUUCGUGGCAGACGUGGGCAAGCUUGCUCAGAUCCACGCCACGAGGUCUGGCCAGCCCGUGCACGUCUACAGAUACUCCUUCCGAGGAGAGAAGAGUUUGAGCAACCUUAUGGCCCAGAAUAAUAAAAACUACGGUGUGUCUCAUGCUGACGACGUGUUCCACGUGUUCAAGUUUCCGGACCUGAACUCGGACAGUGUGGAAGACAAGAAGAUGGCCCAGCUGCUUAUAGAUAUGAUCUACAGCUACGCCACUACUGGGGUUCCAAAAGUAAGCAGCCAGGUGCCCUGGAAAACGGUGACUCCAGGGUCCCCCGAGCUCAACUACCUGGAGAUCAUGUCUCCCAGCAAGGUGGAGAUGAGAUCCAGCUCCGACUUCGGACAGAAGUCCUUCUGGGACAGUCUGGGCUUCGUCGAGAACGAGAAAUACCAAACUUAUCUUAAAGAUGAACUGUAAUUUGGAGUAAUGUUUCAGUUGUACAAGGUGUUAGUGACCUUUGGGGGAAUCUGUCGGCAAAUUAAUAUGUUUCUUGUGUUUUAUCAAUUAUUUUCCCAUAUUGUCUACUCUACAAAGUAGGUCAAAAUCAGAAUCAUUUAUUCAACGUAAUUAUCAUGGAUAUAAACUUGUUGAAAGUCAAUGUAACAUUUUUGAAUUUACGUCAUUUCGCAAGGUGUUAUGUUAUGGUUGAGGAGAAGAAAUGACAAGAAAUUGCAACAGCAACACAUCUUUUAAAUCAAUGAGGGUAUACAUUACAAGUUAUUUAAUAACUAGAGGACCAUAUUUAAUACCAGAAAUUUUUAUCAUUUAGGUAAUCAUUAAUCUUAUAAUAAGCUUUUUUUCAUAAAGUAAGCUUCACAUGAGCUUUAAAUAUAUUUUCCGAAAAAAAUCAAAAUAUUAUCUGGUAUUUUAUUGUAAAAACGCAAUUAACCCCAAAAAAGAUGAAUUUAAUUUAAGUACUUAAUCUAGAAUUCUGAAGUAGCCGUGAAUGAGCGUGAAUGAAUUUUUCGACAGAAAAUCUCACUUGAUAAGUAUCAACUCGUAAUUAUGGUCUGAAUCAUCUCUCAAACUUUUCAUUACGGUGUCACUAACAUCCUAUAUUUAAAGAGUACCGUUUGCGGCCUUCUGACGCAAACCUACAUUGCCAUUUUUACUUUUUUUAUAUAAAAUUCUCAAUAUUUUAAUUAAGUUAUACCAUGUUAUGUACCAUACUAUUCAUUUCAAUGAAUUAAAUAUACAUACUCGUAAAUACCUACCUUGCCUACCUAUCU